Molecule: messenger RNA, 1723 nt
Organism: Asparagus officinalis (garden asparagus)
Lineage: Eukaryota; Viridiplantae; Streptophyta; Magnoliopsida; Asparagales; Asparagaceae
Product: BTB/POZ domain-containing protein At3g05675-like
Exons: 4
Coding region: 362-1639 (425 amino acids)
Molecular function (GO): protein binding
Source: RefSeq, a predicted model, not a curated record
GCCUCUGUGUUGUGCGGUUGGGGUCUCCGCCGUGCUUCGGCUGUUUGUGACCCGAUAACCCGAUAACUGACAAUCCGACCCGAAACGCCCCAGGUUACCCCCUCUCUCUCAAGCUGAGCUCUUCACUCUGCUGCCACUCAGAUAUUUCAAGCCAAUAUUUGCUUUUCUGAUGAAAAUGUCUCUACCCAUGAAAGGUACUAUGAACAUAGAAAUGGUAAGUUUCAAGAAGGAUAAUUUCCCAAGCAGGGUCAUAACCUACUCAAUCUAAAUGCGGCCAAUCAUCCCCAAUAGUUGUUCAUCAGGGAAUGCACUCGUCUUACAUGUAUAAAGCAUGACUAUCAACUAGUUAUCUUACAAACAUAUGGAUAAUGCCCACACAGUUCAGUCAUAUCAACUCGGCGAUCAAACCACUAGCGACAUCACCGUACACCUAAGAAACCAACAUGGGAAGUCUCAGCAUGUCCUAUGUCACUCAUCCAUCCUGAAAACAAAGAGCAAGUUCUUUGCAAACCAGCUCUCCACUUUUCAAUCCAAUAAAUGCAUUGAGGUCUCUUGUCCUGCCUCAGAUUAUGAUCAUUACAUUAGGCUCUUAAAUCUUCUAUAUAUCUCUGAAGACACCCUUUUGGAUUCUCUAGAGUCCGUCAAAUCUACUCUCGGUCUUCUUCAAGCGUCUAUCUCUCUGUGUUGCAACUCAAUCACUAGCAUCUGCAUCCAAUAUCUUGAGGCCAUGCCUUGGGAGGAAAAAGAAGAGGAAACAAUACUAAAAAUUAUUCCAACUCUUGGCUCAGACGCUAGUCCGCUAGUAGCACGAUUUCACUCUGCAGAUAUAAAUGCCACAAAAAAUGUCUUUAUCUCUGCUAUUCAUUUUGCCACAAGCAUUGAGAAAUCCUUUCCUCCUUUAUCCGAUGAAAUAAAACUCUCUGCUCAAGAGCAAAUUGAUUAUAUGCUAGCAGAGGACAAAGAGACUCCUUGGGUUGUUAUUGAUGAAGAGGUGAGGUCUGAGGCAAGAGCAGGACUUGCCAAAAUUUUCUCUGCAUUCAAGAUAGAGCUCGAUUCCCUGACCUCUGAUUUCGAUCAGAGAGUUCUUCAGUGCGUAUCUGAUCUCGACUGGAUAUGCAAUGUCCUUUCAAAAAUGGAAUUAAUGACAGAUUUUGUAUCAGGAUUAGCUUGCAUCUCUGAUUAUGUACUUGAAAUAGUUCAAGAUGAGAAGUAUAAUUCUUGUUUGUGGUCUGUCAAACUAAAACUCGUAGAAUUAGUAGGUAAAGCUCUGGAGGCAAUCGGUUUUGGCAAUGUCGUUCUUCCAACUGCAUCAAGAAUCAAGUUUUUGAAAACAUGGCUUCCAUAUUUGAGGAUGAUGAAACCUGUACUUGAUUCAAAAUGUAAGGAAGACGAGGGAUUUAUGCACAAAAUGGAUGCUGAUCUCUGUCAGAAUAUUGAGGGGGCCAUUGUUUCGCUUGUGUUGGCAUUGCCAUCGAGCGAGCAAGCAGAUAUACUGAUGGAUUGGAUGAAGAGGACCGAGGAGCUAGGAUUUCCUGAUCUUACAGAAGCUUUUGAGAUUUGGUGUUAUCGGACGAAAGCUGCGAAGAGGAGGCUUGUGCUAGGGUUUAAUGAGAGUUUUAAAAAUGAGAUUUCAAACUAGAGCUUCUGUGGCGGCAUCUGUUGUAACAAAAUGAAACUUAUUUAUUGACAAUCUGUCCUUUAUUUAUAGAGUCUCUGCUCUUUU